Messenger RNA from Haliotis rufescens (red abalone), 1726 nucleotides. RefSeq names its product succinate dehydrogenase [ubiquinone] cytochrome b small subunit B, mitochondrial-like. Lineage: Eukaryota; Metazoa; Mollusca; Gastropoda; Lepetellida; Haliotidae. The transcript is spliced from 4 exons. Bases 49 to 543 code for a protein of 164 amino acids. The record is from RefSeq and is a predicted model, not a curated record. Gene Ontology annotation, cellular component: membrane; mitochondrial envelope. Gene Ontology annotation, molecular function: ubiquinone binding; heme binding. Gene Ontology annotation, biological process: mitochondrial electron transport, succinate to ubiquinone; tricarboxylic acid cycle.
CUGCAACGAGUUGCGCCCCUUCCAACCUUGACAUUGUAGGUCAGCAAUAUGGCGACUGUUAACAUUCUGAGAGCCUGCAGUCGAGGUUCACAAUGCAUUUUGUUUCGCUUUCAAACUGCAUCGUCUCCCCUGGCAAUGUCCAAGAAGACAAUUGCAGUCAGUUCACAGUCGAUGUCAGCCCUUGAUUACUUCAGGGCAAGGAGAGGUCCCUUCACACCAGAGGAGAAGCGAGGCACCGGCCACAUGAUGAUGGCAUCCUCUCACUGGAAGAUCGAGCGCGUAGUCAUGAUCUCCAUGAUUCCCAUCAUGCCGGCCUGCAUCCUGUAUCAGGGCGCUGCCAUGGACUACGCUAUCUCCACCGUCGUCUUUCUGCAUGGCUACUGGGGCAUCAGUGGCGUGCUGUCUGACUACUUGGAGAAGUUCGUACCCUGGAUCAAGUACCCGUGGUAUCUCAUCAGCAUCCUCACCUUUGCAGGACUCAUCAACUUCAACUACAAUGACGUCGGUGUGUGUACUGCUAUCAAGAUGUUGUGGCAGAUCUAACUUUCCUAUUAUUGAAUUGGCUCAUCAUACGAUUGCUUCUUGGAGGGGGACAGUUGUGUUGCCUGGAGGUCGACACGUUACUGAGGUCGACACGUUACUGGAGAUGUUACUGUAGACAUCCGACUAACGACUCUUUGUGAUCCAGCAUACACGUGCAGCCAUAGAAUUAUUAUUUUUUAAGACUUGUCCCAGAGGAUUAGUGAAAUCCUUAGUUCACUCGUCCUCUGAGUUUGUAGUUUGUCCUGCUUGUUUUCUGUAAGUUUUAUUCAGUUCCAGGUCGUAGCAAAAUUGAAGCAUUGAGAACUGGUUUAAAAUCAUAGCCUCCAAAUGCUACUAGUCUAUGAGGACUAGCAUCAUUCAAUAUUUCCUUCUCAGCAUAAUUUUGUAGCCGUGGGUUAGGCGACUAGCGUGAUUUUUGAAUGCUGAUGUGUUUGAGCUUUGUGAUAAUUUGCGUUGCAGAGAACUACACAACUUAACACGUCUAUCUUUUUAGCCAUGUUGCCAUGGUUACAGACUAUACUGACUCCAUGAUAUGUCUUUAAAUUCAAAUAUCUAAAAAAACCAAUUAUUUUUCAAAAAGGUUAGACUCAGAAUAUGUAGCAAAAAUGGUUCCAAAGACGUGUGUAUGUUUUGUAUGGACACAGGUCUCAUGUUACCCCAAUGUAACCAUGUUACCGAGCUGCAUGUGUGUGGUGGAUGCUCAAGUAUAAUGGGGAUGGAGGCUCAGGGUUCGUAUCAGUUACAAAACAUUUUAAAUUUCGGUUCCUGGUUCUUGGUUGGGAGUAAAUAUUUAAAUGUUAUUUAGAUUUAUGAAUGAGUGAAAUGCCUGUGCAUUAUAUUAUGAACCCUUCUGUCAAUUCUAUUAUUUAAAUAAUAAUAUGUGUGUCUGUAUAAAUGUAACGAUCAGGUGAUAACAGUGCUCUGUGGUUUCACAGCGCCAAGCGUUGCAUGCACCUCCAGCAGUGAGUGGUUCGAGUAUUUAUCCUGUAAGACCAAUAUGACAACCACGCUGAUAUAUGCAAUGAAUAUUUACUUAUAUAUGUUUGCUUGUGUUGUUGUUAUUUGAAGUCAGAGUGACUAGCAAUGUCAGUGUUAAAAUGUGUCAUUCCAGUGUUUGUGUAGGCUUGUUUGAUGAAGACGCACGCCCACUUUUGUCACAUAAUAAACAUCUCCAGCGUUGUUA